AUGCAGAGAGCUGCUGAGCUGCAGCUCCCCAUGCCAGGUGCCAUGCGCCUGGUUUUGCUCGACAAUGAUAUCACUGGGAUCGAGUUAGCAUGGUCGGCGUGCGGAACCGAAGACGUUGGGAAGGUGUCAGAUGCGGCUGCUGACUCGGGGUCGCAUCCUUCUUCUCCACCUUUCAACAUAUGUCCCUCGCAAGCGCCCCUCUGGUUCCAUGCAGCAGUGACAUACAACUUUGGCGUGAGAUGCCGCGAGGGUGACCUGGCAAGCUGCCGCGAUGGGGGGCAGGGGGUUGGGGCGCCCCAAAGUUGA
This is a messenger RNA of Parastagonospora nodorum SN15, 306 nucleotides long. RefSeq lists its product as hypothetical. The record is from RefSeq and is a predicted model, not a curated record. Lineage: Eukaryota; Fungi; Ascomycota; Dothideomycetes; Pleosporales; Phaeosphaeriaceae. Bases 1 to 306 code for a protein of 101 amino acids. The transcript has 2 exons.